AAGUCUGAAUAGAUUAAAACAAAAAAAAUGCCCUAAAACUUUAGAAACGGUGCGUCAAAGCCCUUUCCUUCUCCCCCAACAAAAAGACGGUGCUUUCAGAGUUUCAGAGGAAGUGAAGACUAACAUUAAUUAGGGUAGAGGCCAAACCAGCACCAUUUUGAGCUUUGGGUAUUUAUCAACUUCUCUCUUUUUACUCUUCUUGUCCAAAAGAAUUUUCAGUUUCCUUGUCCCUGGAAGAAUUUUACACGUCUUGGAAAUUACGGAUAAAUGUGACCGGUGGUCAUCAUUGCAGUUUCAGUGACUCUGAAACCCUAGGGGUUGUGGCUGAAAUACUAAUUGGAGUCUGUUUCUUAAAACCUUGCAGGAAAUGGGUGAACGAUGUCAUUCAGAUGCUCCGUUAGAUACUAUUUCCAGUGGGAGUGAGGAACACUUGAUCUCUCAUUUACCAAAAGAAUGUAAGAUUGGAUCCAUUAGUUUGGAUGAAAAUGAUGAUGAUUAUCCUGUGCCACGACCUGGAAUGAUCUUUAGGUCAGAAGCUGAGGCAAGAUUGUAUUACACAAAAUAUGCCGACCAAAUGGGCUUCAGCGUCAAGACUAGAACCUCAAAAAGGGGAGGUGAAGGCCAAGUUAAAUAUUUGAUACUUGUAUGUUCCGAGAGAUCAAGAACUGGUAUUGAUGAAUCAAAGAAACAGUAUUGUACUGCUAGGAUAAAUUUGACUUUACGUAAAGAUGGAACCUAUCAAAUUAGUGCAGUUACUCUCGGUCAUAAUCAUGAAUUGGGUUCUCAGAGAAUUACUAUUGAGAUGAAGUGUAUAAGGAAAUUGGAUCCAGAAGUUAUUGACAUGGGUGUUAAGAAGAUAUCAGAGCAAAAUAAUUGCGGAAAUUACCUUCAGACAGAAAGACAGUGGAUUAGAGAAAAUGGAGAUGGUGAUGCUCUUCAGAAGUAUUUGGUGAGGAUGCAAGAACAAGAUAGAAACUUCUUCUUUGCAAUUGACUUGGAUGAUUUGUUCAGCGCGAAGAAUGUAUUUUGGUCUGAUGGAAGGAGUAGAGCUGCAUAUGAAUCUUUUGGUGAUGUGGUGACAGUUGAUACGACAUGCCUUUCCAAUCACUACAAAGUGCCACUUGUAACUUUCAUUGGAGUUAACCAUCAUGGGCAAUCUGUACUGUUUGGUUGUGGGUUGUUAUCAUCUGACGACUCAGAGUCAUUUGCUUGGUUGUUCGAAUCAUUGUUGCAUUGCAUGUCUGGUGUACCCCCACAAGGAAUCGUAACAGAUCAUUGCUGCAGGGCCAUGCAGAAAGCAGUUGAAACUGUAUACCCCUCCAUUCGACAUCGAUGGUGUUUGUCAAAUAUAAUGGAAAAGCUUCCCCAACUAAUCCAUGAGUAUGCUAAUUGCAAGUCCUUAAGAGAUCGUAUGCAUAAUGUUGUCUAUGAGACACCAACAACAGAUGAAUUUGAGGGAAAAUGGAAGAAGAUUUUGGAGGAUUUUGACCUCAAAGACAAUAAAUGGUUGAAGGAAUUGUUCCUUGACCGACAUCGCUGGGCUCCUUCCUUUGUAAGAGGUGGUUUUUGGGCUGGAAUGUAUACUAAUCCGCAAAGUGAAAGUAGGCAUGAAAUUUUUGAUGGAUUUAUAAACCAACAAACAACUUUGAAGCAAUUUGUUGAUCAGUACAAUAAUGCCUUGCAGUAUAAGGCUGAGAAGGAGUAUAUAGCUGACAUACAUUCAUCCAGUAAUAGUCAGACUUGUGUUACCAAAUCUCCAAUUGAGAGGCAGUUUCAAUCUGCUUACACUCAUGCAAAGUUUCUGGAGGUUCAACGUGAAUUUGUUGGAAAGGCUGAUUGUAACGUUUUUGUUGCUUGUGAAGAUGGUUCUAUUUGUCGCUACAAUGUGAUAGAGGAUAUGAUAACAGAGGAUAAGCCUAAGGAAUCCGUGGUUGAAGUCAUAUAUAACAGGGAAGAUUGUGAUAUAAAAUGCAACUGUGGCUUGUUUGAGUUUAGAGGUAUACUUUGUAGGCACUCGCUUGCAGUACUAUCACAAGAGAGAGUGAAGGAGGUCCCGUGUAAAUAUAUUUUAGACAGAUGGAAAAAAAAUAUUGUGAGGAAGCAUGUUUGUAUAAAAACCAGCUAUGGUGUUGUGCAUUUUGAACCUCAAGUGCAGAGGUUUGAUCUGUUAUGCAAACAAUUCAAUAGUAUUGCUGCUGCUGCUGCUGAAUUUGAGGGUACAAGUUCUUUUGUAAAGGAUACCCUAUGUAACUUGAAGGAGAAACUUGACUCAUGGACAUCGUUACCGAUAAACUCUUCUCUUGUGGAUGUAGAGAAACACAACAAUAUGAUACAUUGAACAUGAAGUUUUUAAGGAUAAAAUAUUUUUUGAAUUGAUGUAAAUAUGACUAACUUUAGUUGCAAAAGUUAUCUUAUGGAUUUUGAUUAUCAUAAUUCUAUAAUUUUUGAAUGGUUACUGUUGAUA
Messenger RNA from Vigna umbellata (rice bean), 2464 nucleotides. Its product is annotated as protein FAR1-RELATED SEQUENCE 6-like. The record is from RefSeq and is a predicted model, not a curated record. Gene Ontology annotation, biological process: regulation of DNA-templated transcription. NCBI's taxonomy places the organism in Eukaryota, Viridiplantae, Streptophyta, Magnoliopsida, Fabales, Fabaceae. Gene Ontology annotation, molecular function: zinc ion binding.